Messenger RNA from Scleropages formosus (Asian bonytongue), 2449 nucleotides. It is a transcript of the gene matcap2, whose product is annotated as microtubule associated tyrosine carboxypeptidase 2. Bases 242 to 1795 code for a protein of 517 amino acids. The record is from RefSeq and is a predicted model, not a curated record. The transcript has 7 exons. NCBI's taxonomy places the organism in Eukaryota, Metazoa, Chordata, Actinopteri, Osteoglossiformes, Osteoglossidae.
GCAGUUCGGUGUGCGGCUCGCGCGGCUGGCUCAGCGUGCGGCGCGAUGUCGGCUUUUCGCCGCAUUUCCAUGUGAGAUCCGGGCUCUCCAGGGGCUCCGCACUCGUUGUGCUCAGAGUUUGUUCAGUUUUAGUUUUAAUUUGAAUUAUCGAUCGCGGGUAGGUAGCGGUGGGAUCUCCAGCCGCCCGGCGUCACUGAGAAAGAGCGCGCAGCUCGUGCGUGAGUCGUCCCGGACCGGAGACAUGCUGGAAUCCAUACAGGUCACGGAGAGGCUCCGCUGGCCCGAGCUGGAGCUCUCCAAAAAGCAUCUCCUGAGCCCUACGGAUGUGCCAGUGAGCCCCAGCCAUGUGUGCUUGGAGAAGCUACCGUCCGGUGUGCUGAAGACCCUCCUAAACUCCACCACCUCCAGCAGCUACAACAUCCUGCUGCAGGCUGAGGAGAAGGAGAGGCGCAGCCCCAAGCAUUCACCCCACAGGAGGCCACGAAGGCCCGGCAGACCUGGGAGGUCCACAGGAAGCCGUGGGGGUCCCCGCCGGGCACCCAUCAGUUUUCUCCUGUCUGAGGCGCACGAGGGGUUUAAAGAUGUGCACCAGUCCCGCCUCUCCUCAGCCAGGUACCUCUCUGGUGGUUCACAGCCCAUCCAGGGGAUUACGGUGAGGGGCUGCCCAGUGGGCUUGUCUACACGCCCCUGCACUCUCCCCACUGGCCUUUGCCUCACUACCAGCCCCCGCACCAAGUUGCCCCUAUUGGUCAAAGGCAGCGGUACACAUGAUGGAGAGAACACCGUCAAGAAGCUCUGCAUCCUUACUGCCAUCAAGCCCUCCAAUGUGGACAAGGAGAAGGUCAAGUUCUUCAAGUCCAACUUCACCUACAACCCACAGUUUGAGUACAGUAACCCUGUCUCACCGAUGGUCUUGUCCCGGCACAGCAACGCCUCUGACAGGUUCAUAACUCAGGCUGUGCGGAUCAUGGAGCUGGCUUUGGACAAGUAUGGCACCUAUGAGAAGUUUGAGCAGGCCACUGGGGGAAAUCUUCUCUCCAAAGGCCGUAUCGGGUACCUCGUCAAGAAAUACAUGGAGAAGGAAGACUGUGUUGGGGAGAUUGUCGUCCACCUGACCGACGACCUUCUCUCCAGAGCAUCCAUGACAGUAGUAAACAGUCGACCGACGCUGACCAUUAACAUGUCCACAGCCCGGGAAUACUGGUUGGAGGGCAUGCUGCAGCAUGAGAUUGGUACACACUACCUGCGCGGGAUUAACAAUAGCCAUCAGCCGUGGAGCAACAGAGCGGGGCGCCGGAGGCAUGGCCUGCAGCCUGUGAACCCCACCGAGGAGGGUCUGGCCAGCAUCCACAGCGUGCUGUUCCGUCGCGAUCCCACGCUGUGGCGUGCCGCCCUGCUUUACUACACUGUGUACCAGGCGAGCCGGCUGUCUUUCGCCCAGCUCUUCCAGAAUCUGGGCCGCUUCGUACAAGACGCCAGCACGCGCUGGGACUACUGCGUACGUGCCAAGCGGGGCCAAACGGACACAUCCCUGCCAGGCUGCUUCAGCAAGGACCAAGUCUAUCUGGAUGGUAUUCUGAAGAUCCUCAGACACAGGGAGAAGAUUGACUUUCCCCUCCUAAUGGCUCUGGGCAAGGUGUCUUUCGAAGAUGUGGAUCGGCUGAAAAGCCUGGCAGCGAUGGACCAUGUGCGCAUCCCACACUUCCUGCAGGACCGGGCCCUUUACAUGGAGCAACUGAAGAAAAUAAUGGAAGUCAACCAUCUCACUGACGAGGAGCUGAGGACGCUCAUCUGAGUGCCUCCAAACGCCCCAGUCUUGUAACCUUAAACUGCGUCUACUGUCCUUGGUCCUUCGGCUAACCCUACUGUUGGCGGUGGCUGUAGUACGUUCUGAAAGACGCGUCUUUGUUGACAAGUGCUUUUGUAGCUCUUUGUUUCUAUCCAGUUGGCACUUCUCAGCCAAGUGCCCUUGUCCUUAUUUUCCUUCUCAACAAUGUGUCCUUCUGUUGCUUUUUUCAGGGAUCUUGAUGUGGUUGUUGUCUUUUAGGCAAUAUCUGAUGAAAUACUGGUUGUAUUUGUGCCGAUUGCCCAGUGGAGAGUCCCACAGUCUGAAUUUACCAUCCCCUUGUGAUUAAAGUCAUUGCACCAGAGGGGGUUGCCAUGUCAAAUUAGGACCCAUGAGUGAUGCAGCCCGUUUCUCUGGGUCAGAACUCCAACAGAACUCCAGCUCAUGCAGGCUGGAAGUUGCAAAGAUCCCAGCAGAUCUGUAUACGUGACCCCAUGGUGCCGUAUCUUGACAGCAUAGUCCAUCUCUAGGAUAGCGUUUGGGUCUCUGCAGAGACGAUGUGCGGCCCAUCCCGGUUCUGCCCAGUAGUUCUUUAUCUACUCUUACUCUUAUGGGGCGGUGACAAUCUGAAAACAGACGCACUAUCUCAGCACUUUUACCGUU